UCCUCCUGCAACUGAAAAUCGUAAUCGGAGCUAUCAGACCGGAGCGUUUGCACUGUAAAAACCGCUUCCUCGGAGCCAAGACCGAGCCGAUUCUCAGUGCAAUGCACGUUAGGCGUUUAUUUACAUUUUCUGAACCCACAACCGUGUAAAGAUCCAAAAGGAACGGGCUGCAUCGGUGUGUGUUUUAACCAGAAACCCGUCAAAUGAACUCCGUCAGAGCGACCAACCGCAGACCCCGGCGAGUGUCGAGGCCGCGCCCGGUGCCGCCGGACAGAAACAACGCAGAAAGAGAUGAGGAAGUUCCUGCCGAGAUGGUCGCAGAAGAAUCUGGUCAAGGAGCUCAGAAUAGUCCGUACCAACUUCGAAGAAAAUCUCUGUUACCGAAGAGAACAACGUGUCCAACAAAGACCAACAUGGAGGGUGCUUCCACAUCAACAACAGAAAACUUUGGGCAUCGGGCGAAACGUGCCAGAGUGUCUGGAAAAUCACAAGAUCUGCCUGUCACUCCAGCAGAGCAGUACUUGCAGGUGAAGCUUCCUGAUGAGGUGGUUUUAAAGAUCUUCUCGUACCUGUUGGAACAGGACCUUUGUCGAGCUGCAUGUGUGUGCAAACGCUUUAGUGAACUUGCCAAUGACCCCAUCCUCUGGAAGAGACUUUAUAUGGAGGUUUUUGAGUACACACGUCCUAUGAUGCAUCCCGAGUCUGGAAAGUUCUUUCAGAUUAACCCAGAAGAGUACGAGCAGCCCAACCCCUGGAAAGAGAGCUUUCAGCAACUGUAUAAAGGUGCUCAUGUGAAACCAGGCUUUGCAGAACAUUUCUACAGUAACCCAGCCAGAUAUAAGGGACGAGAAAACAUGCUGUAUUACGACACCAUCGAGGAUGCACUGGGAGGAGUUCAGGAAGCCCAUUUUGACGGUUUGAUAUUCGUUCACUCUGGGAUCUACACAGAUGAAUGGAUCUACAUCGAGUCACCGAUCACAAUGAUAGGCGCUGCUCCGGGAAAAGUAGCAGAUAAAGUCAUCAUUGAGAACACUAGAGAUUCAACGUUUGUGUUUAUGGAGGGGUCAGAGGAUGCAUAUGUAGGCUACAUGACAAUAAAGUUUAAUCCUGAUGAUAAAUCAGCUCAACAUCACAACGCUCAUCACUGUUUGGAAAUCACAGUCAACUGCAGCCCCAUCAUUGACCACUGCAUCAUCCGCAGCACCUGCACAGUGGGCUCAGCGGUGUGUGUGAGCGGUCAGGGUGCAUCACCCACUAUCAAACACUGUAACAUCAGUGACUGUGAGAAUGUGGGACUCUACAUCACAGACCAUGCACAGGGCAUUUACGAAGACAACGAGAUAUCCAACAAUGCUCUAGCAGGAAUCUGGGUGAAAAACCACGGCAAUCCCAUCAUCAGACGGAACCACAUCCAUCACGGGAGAGAUGUUGGGGUGUUCACAUUUGACCAUGGCAUGGGCUACUUUGAAAGCUGCAACAUUCACAGGAACCGGAUAGCGGGUUUCGAGGUGAAGGCAUAUGCUAACCCCACAGUAGUGCGCUGUGAAAUCCAUCACGGUCAGACGGGAGGCAUCUACGUACACGAGAAGGGUCGAGGACAGUUCAUCGAAAACAAGAUCUAUGCAAACAAUUUUGCGGGCGUUUGGAUUACUUCCAACAGCGACCCCACAAUCAGGGGUAACACCAUAUUCAAUGGCAACCAGGGUGGUGUUUACAUUUUUGGCGAUGGCAGAGGUCUCAUUGAAGGGAAUGAUAUCUAUGGCAACGCUUUAGCUGGGAUUCAGAUCCGGACCAACAGCUGCCCGAUCGUCCGGCACAACAAGAUCCAUGAUGGACAGCACGGAGGAAUUUAUGUGCAUGAGAAGGGUCAGGGAGUGAUCGAGGAGAAUGAGGUGUACAGUAACACACUGGCUGGUGUUUGGGUGACCACGGGCAGCACACCUGUACUCCGCAGAAACAGAAUACAUAGCGGUAAACAGGUGGGCGUUUAUUUCUAUGAUAACGGUCAUGGUGUGUUAGAAGACAAUGACAUCUACAACCACAUGUACUCUGGAGUUCAGAUCAGAACCGGAAGCAAUCCCAAAAUAAGGAGGAAUAAGAUCUGGGGGGGACAGAAUGGAGGAAUCCUUGUUUACAAUUCAGGUUUAGGCUUUAUAGAAGACAAUGAGAUCUUUGAUAAUGCCAUGGCUGGAGUUUGGAUCAAGACAGACAGCAACCCAACACUCCGCAGAAACAAGAUCCACGAUGGGAGGGAUGGAGGAAUCUGUAUAUUUAACGGAGGACGAGGUUUGUUGGAAGAGAAUGAUAUCUUCAGGAACGCUCAGGCAGGAGUUCUCAUAAGUACCAACAGUCACCCUGUGCUUCGCAAGAACAGAAUAUUUGACGGUUUUGCUGCUGGUAUUGAGAUUACAAAUCAUGCAACUGCAACUUUAGAAGGCAAUCAGAUUUUCAACAACCGUUUUGGCGGGCUGUUCCUUGCAUCUGGUGUCAAUGUCACAAUGAAAGAUAACAAAAUCAUGAACAAUCAAGAUGCGAUUGAAAAAGCUGUGAGCAGAGGUCAGUGCCUGUACAAGAUUUCCAGUUACACCAGCUAUCCUAUGCAUGAUUUUUACAGGUGUCACACCUGUAACACGACAGACCGUAAUGCCAUCUGUGUGAAUUGUAUCAAGAAAUGCCAUCAAGGACAUGAUGUAGAAUUUAUUAGACAUGAUAGGUUUUUCUGCGAUUGUGGCGCUGGGACAUUGUCGAACCCUUGCACGCUAGCUGGAGAGCCAACUCACGACACAGACACACUGUACGAUUCGGCCCCUCCUAUAGAGUCCAACACCCUGCAACACAACUGAAGCAGAGCGCAUCAGCUAAGAGACUCUAUGUGCUCAGUCCAGUGCAGACGAGAUUACACGCUAGAAAUAAUUCAAUUUUAUAAGACAAAAAAAAAAAAAACUCUUUGAAAAAGGAAUUAAUGCAUUAUUGUGUACACUUGCACAUGUUGAGAGGAAACAUUUCUAUUUAAACAAAUGAAAACACAAACAUAGCAUUCUUUGCAAGCGAUUAUUUCGAGAAAUGGAUGGUUGCGAUACUCUUGGGCAAUUGUAUCGUGUACCAGCGUGCCGGAAGGUGGUGACUCAGGAUUUCUGGAGUAACGGAAGGCGAAUGUGGAUGAUCGAGAGUGCAGUUCUAUACGAACCUCGCACAAGCCGAAAGUCUAAGCCAUACGACAGAUACGGCUGCUUUAAAACCAGAACCAGAGCGUAUAGACUUGCAGUGCUUCCCAUGCAACCGUCAACGCGCUAGUGUAUAUGUAUGGUAAAAAAAUUACCCAGCACUUCAGUUUUGGUUUGUUUUGUUUUUUAAAGAGAUGUAAUUGAGUUUUGAUUUUAAUGCUUUCUCAUGUAGUUUUGUAUUUUCAAGCAAAAAUCUUAAAUGUACUUGAAUGUCUUUAUUUUAUUAAGUAUAUUAAUUUUGGAGUUGUUUUUACCUUAGUCUUGCUGUUAUUGUACUCAUGUCGCAGGAUGUAUGUUCUUUCUGUGAAAGAGAUUUGAGGAAAAAAAGAUUGAGAAACACUAAGUAUUCUCCAGCAAUGUUUUAAGUUUGACAAACGUGAUGUUUAUUAAAAAAAAAAAAGAAAAUGUUUUCAUGUGGCUGGUAGCACAACAAUUUGGCCAAUCCGUAUUCAUUCAGAAAUUAUGUAAAAUUUUUAAUUCCCGCCUGCUUAUCCUGAUUGGACGACAGCAGUUCGAAACUGUCCUAGAGCUUGUGGCCGUUGCGUAAAAGACGGCAUGACUUGCGAAAGCAUCGCGUUCUCGUGUCAUUUCACUCAGAAUGCCGCGAGUGAGGUGACAUGCAAGCGGAAACAACAUUGCUGGAGAUGUUAAAAAAGGCUUCUUGCUCAUUUGAAGCUCUGAUGAUUAUCUGUACAGCUUUUUUGUGCUUCCCCCCCCAUCCAACUGUAUUUGGUGACUGUGGGUUCUCAUACAGCCUGAAUUGUAUGCAUGUUCCAUGACAUCUAGACUUAAUAUAUUGUGAAGUACUCAAUAACCAUUAUGUAGCUGUUAGUAAUUAAUCAAAAGGUUUAAUUUCCUAGUCGAAGAGGAACGUGUUACAUUUUUAAAAAUAAACUUUAUUAGAUCA
Messenger RNA from Myxocyprinus asiaticus (Chinese sucker), 4131 nucleotides. RefSeq names its product F-box only protein 11-like. Lineage: Eukaryota; Metazoa; Chordata; Actinopteri; Cypriniformes; Catostomidae. The transcript has 22 exons. Gene Ontology annotation, biological process: ubiquitin-dependent protein catabolic process; protein ubiquitination; regulation of apoptotic process. The record is from RefSeq and is a predicted model, not a curated record. The coding region runs from base 204 to 2843 and encodes 879 amino acids. Gene Ontology annotation, molecular function: zinc ion binding; protein binding.